Molecule: messenger RNA, 867 nt
Organism: Musa acuminata AAA Group (dessert banana)
Lineage: Eukaryota; Viridiplantae; Streptophyta; Magnoliopsida; Zingiberales; Musaceae
Product: LIM domain-containing protein PLIM2b-like
Exons: 4
Coding region: 199-747 (182 amino acids)
Biological process (GO): actin filament bundle assembly
Cellular component (GO): actin cytoskeleton; plasma membrane
Molecular function (GO): actin filament binding
Source: RefSeq, a predicted model, not a curated record
UCAAAUCUCUUCUCCCUCCCCCUCCUUUCACCUUUGAUUUUCUCCCCUUCAUUGCAAACAGGGGGGAGGGGAGAGAUGCAUCACAAGAACUCCUGCAUCAACUCCAUUCCUAGUUGUUCUUAGCAAAAGCACAUAUCAGCAGAGUUAGCAGUUGCUCCUGUGCUGAGCCAGAUACUUUGAAUUGCUUGGAUCAUCACCAUGUCUUUCACUGGCACCCAGGACAAGUGCAAUGCAUGCAACGAGACGGUCCAUUUCAUCGAUCUCUUGACAGCUGAUGGAGUCCCUUAUCACAAGACUUGCUUCAAGUGCAGCCACUGCAAAGGAACCCUUUCUAUGUGCAGCUACUCUUUCAUGGAUGGCAUCCUCUACUGCAAGCCUCAUUUUGAGCAGCUGUUCAAGGAGACAGGCAGCUUCACCAAAAAAGUUCCCAGCAGGACUCCAAACAAGGUCUCCUCCAUGUUCUCUGAAACCCAGGACAACUGUGCCAGCUGCAGGAAAUCAGCGUACCCCUUGGAGAAGCUGACCGUGGAAGGUGAGUCGUACCACAAGACCUGCUUCGGGUGCUCCCAUGGCGGCUGCACUCUCACGCCCUCCUCCUACGCCGCCCUCGACGGCAUCCUCUACUGCAAGCACCACUUCGCGCAGCUGUUCAAGGAGAAGGGGAGCUACAACCACCUAGGCCGGGUGGCUUCUUUGAAGCGGAGCUCUGAACCUGUGAGCAAUAAUAAGCGACUGCACCCUCUGUAAUGUAUGAUGGCUUCGGUCAAAACCAGAAUCGUCGAGCUGAAAUGUGCUUUUCAGUAGAACGGGCAGUAAUCGAUCGAAAAGCGUAAUCUUGGACACGAAUGAUAUGAAUUGGGCUCCGGC